AUGUCUUCGUUCAGCUCUGCACCAGGUGACAGCGCUGAAGGCCAAGACAGUCGCAAUGCCUCGCUCUCGGCAAGCUCGCAGGCGUCUUCAUCGGACGUUCGCAGAACUUCGCGUCUCUCGAGUACCGCCGGUAUCUUUGACCUUGAUGACGAUGUCAGCAUCGAUGGAGGCUCAUUCAGCAGCGGCAGCGGUGGUGGUGGUGGUGGGCGUAGAGCUAGCAACACGCGCGUCUCGUCCCUUGGCAGCGGCUCGCAUCGUGAAUCUUUGGGCGAACGUGGCAGUCGCAACCUGUUUGACGUGGAAGAGGAGGAUGCCAACCCGACUGCUGUGUCUUCACCGUUACCGACAUCCAACUCGAGCUCCUCCAGCAAGGCGGCUGCUCGAAGCCAGAUCAGCGUAGAUACCUUUGUCUCAGCGACGCAGUUCACAGAUCCCUUCAGCCCAGCAGCUCGCACCAAAACCAGCCCGAGCAACGACGACAGGUCACGAAAGAGCGGCCCCCCCUCCUCUUUUCUCGGCGACGACGACGCUUACGAUCCUAAGUCUUCGCCUUCUCCUUCCAACCUCAGCCCUUCCGCUUCGUCUCCGCUCAGCACCGCAGCCAGAUCCACCUCGGACAGAAGCAACAGCUUGCACAGCAUCGUCGAGCUGGGUGGCCCUUCUUCGCUCUCCUCCUCCUCGGGCUCAGCUGCAGGCAAACACAGCCGCUCGGAUCAAUCUCCCUCUCCAACACGCACUUUCAAGCAUUCGCGCGUCACAUCUAGCGAACCCUAUACAUCAACUGCGGCAGCGCCUCAUACAUCCUCAUCAUCGCCCUCGUCAUCCGCUGAGGGCUUCUCUGCUGCAGCUGGCAAGAGCUCAUCUCCCACGCAUCCAACCCACGACGUCUCGCAGCCUCCCAUCUCUACCACUGGCAACACUACCUCCGCUCAUGCAAGCACAUCGCCUCCGCCAGCUGCCCCUUCGUUGAGCAGCCCUCCACCGCUCGGCUUCUCCCUCAGUCCACCUUCAGCCGCUCUCAAGGCGCUGACUCGCAGCUCUUCCAAGAGAAUGUCGUUCGACACGGCGCCGUCCUUUUCGAGUCCGCUCGCCUUUGCAUCCAUUCUGCCCAAUGACGACGAUAUUAACGAUGACGACAUGCUCAACGACAAUGGCGGUCGCACUCCCUCGUCAUCCAACAACGCGCCAAAGGGCAGCGACACGAAUCGUUCCAAUUCGGAACCAGCAGUAUCACCACCAACAUCAGCCACGGCAAUUCGACGCACGUACGGCUCGGCGUCCUCUUCUCAGGGGAGCCAUACCCAAUCUCUCUCGCCCACCUCGCCUUCCUCCGUCUCAUCCACUUCUUCCCAGCCUGGCCGUCGAGAGCUCAGGCAAGCAACAUCCGAUUCGGCUGCACCCGACACGGUAGACGAACCUAUGCACCGUAUGAGCCUUGAGCAGCAAUCAGCUGUACGCAAAGACACCGCCAGUACAACAGGAUCGGCAGCCGACCUCGCUGGUACAUCGCCUCUCGCCAAAACGUCGCUACGACUAGAUCGCGAUCGAUCUGCUUCCAACCCACUCCACAGAGCCGUCACUGGAGCAUCCAAGCUGAAACGAACACCUUCGCGUCACUCGCCCUUCCAAAGCAUCAAUGCGGCGGCAGCAGCAGCAGCAACAGCAGAUGACGACGUAUCCUCAGUAGCUUCGGAUGAUUUCGCGACCACUGGCUCCAACUUGACGCGCAAGUCGUCCGUCUCGAGCUCGAGCGGGUCCAUGGGACCUCCCCCUCUUCCACGCCGCGUUGGAGGAGGCGCCGUUGGCUCGCCUGUCCUCGAGCCUGUCGAUCGUCCAGCGAUGGGCAAGCGCAAGGACGACUCGUCCCUAGGACUCGGCAUCCCUUCCAACCCUUCUCCACUUUCGUUUGGCGCAUCAUCGUCGUUCUCAUCGACGACGUCCGGUCUGCCAGCCUCGAGCUCGUUCCACUCCGGCUCGCCUACGAUCGGCUGGGAAACACGUGGUAGUCGAACCGGUUCAGGCGCCUUUGCACCAUCCAGCUUUAGCGGAUCUGCCAACAAUACACCUUCCACCGUCACAGGCGGAGGCAGCGCCAUCAUGCAUUCGGCGCGUCGCAGGCGCAUGACCUCGUCGUCGCUCAACUCGAGCAUGCAUCGACGCGCCCGCUCCCUCGGUGGGGUCUUGCUAGGUGAAGGCGCCAUCUCGCCCGUGGGAGGUCCCGAUGGUGUGGAUCCUAACCUGGUCGCCGCCAUCGAAUCAGGCAGCCCCAGCAUCCCACUUCCCGUCCCCAUUCCUGCCACGUCCGCUUCUCACCGUUCCAGCAGCGUCAGCUCAUCGGGCACGCAAGGCGGUGCUGCCUCCUCGUUGUCGAGCUCUGGAGUUGGCCCUUCGUCGGUUCCCUACAGCUCAUCCCUUGCUGCUAGAGCGUCUCAGCAUCGCAGGCGAGACUCUCAGGUCAUUGAAGAUGAAGACAGCCUAAGGUUCGAGCCAGUCGGUGCAGCUUCACCUAGUCAGACAAGAUCGCGAGUUCGCAGCCAGACGCUGGGAUUACCUUCUUCUUCCGGUGCGCCUGCAUCCGCGCAGACGGCAGCGCUCGACGCACAUUCGAGUUCACCAGGACCGAGCCCAUCGGGUAAGAAUGCUGGGUCCAUCGGUCUUGCCGACGCCAUCCGCUUGCAACGUGUGCCGACAGCUGUGCGCUUGGCGGGAGACCUCUUUGUACCGCCGUCGCCGUCGCCACGCACCAUGCCCAAGAGCGCGUCCACCUUGUCCAUCGAGUCGCCUUUGAGCAAGUGGACGGCGGCAUCGAGCUCAAACACUCAGCAGCCGAGCCCAUUGACCAUGGGCGGCCCUAACCAAGGCCAUGGUCUCGGCCUUGGACUCACCUCAGACGCUGCUCCACCAUCCACUCCCAGUACUCGCCUCAACGUGCCACAGACACCCAAUGCCACGCGCAGCAACUCGCCCUUGGCGUAUGAAUACUCGUCCGGCGCGGAAGACUCUGAUGCUUCGGGACACGCCUCGCCCGCCAUGGAGCACCUCAGAACGGAUGAGAUCGCCAUGCCCGGCCAUGACAGCCGCGGCCAGCCUCUAUCGGUCUCGAUCCCCGUCAGCCGCAACUAUGGACCACCUGCGAGUCUGCCAGGCUCUGCUAUUUUAGGAUCUAGGUCUCCCACCGUCGUACCACCCUCAUCUGAUCUUCUUGAUGUUCCCAGCAGCGCCUCGCGGCGUGCCGGACUGCCAGCCAGUACGAGCGCCUAUUCGCCUCUGCUUUCUCUAAGCACGUCGUCCGCUCGAACGAGUCCGACCGCCGAACGACGUCCGAUCCUUUCACCCAGUCGAUCAGCUACACAGCACAUGUCGUGGGGAGCCCAAGAGCUGUUUGACAGUUUGCAAGAAGCUCCAGGUGGUGGCGAUGGAGGCGAUGGUGAUGACAAGCAUCCAGGCGAGGACAAGCCAGCACCUUGGAUCGCCUCCACGCAGGAUACACACGGGAAGGCGUCUCUCGCAUCCGAUGCUGCGCCGUCGAGUCGAAGAAGGCUGACGCAGGGCAAUCUAUCCACCUCGGUGGGCUCGAACGCCUUGCUCGCCGUCCCUGGACCCUCUCGACGCUUGCAUCGACCAAGCGAUGCGGCGCUCUUGGCUCCUGGCGCCAUCUCGCCUGCAGCUGCCUACCCGUCGAUGUCUGGCACCGACGAGUACGCUCGCAUCAUCGUCCAAAGUCGCAAUGCCAAGAUGCAAAAGUGGCGAGCGCAGAAUCUUUCGCGCCUCGGCCCACAGCAAUCGGGGUAUCGCAAGGACUCGGCAGGUGUGGAGACGGCAUGGCCAUCGCAGAAUCGAUUCGAACAAAAACAGGCCGACGUUCCCCUGUCGUCAGGACAGACGAGUCUGGCUCGCAGAGGCACGACUAUUGGCCUGCAGAGGGAUUCAGGCAUCCCUGGAGCUCCCUUGCCGACGCGUCGCGGUUCAACAGCCGACUCCAACGACAGCAUCGAAUCGCAACUGGACGAGGAGGAGGAUAGCUCGCGAGGACUCGAGUCUUCCGCAUUUGCCGAGUUCGAAUGGGUCGAUUGGCUCGACGAGUAUCGCAAAAUGAAGGAAGCCAAGCUGCGGUCCGAGCGCGAGGAGGCUGAGGCGCAGGCAGCCGGCAAGACAGGGGCAGAAACCGAUGCGGCCGCUACUUCUGAUACCAAACGCUCUGCAUCUACGAAGGAAGCAGCAGAUACGCCCAUGUCCUCUCCUCCACGCAGAUCUGGCAGCGAGGCGGCCGACAACGGACGUGUCUCUGCUCUGCAAAAGCAGCCAGCCGAUGGACAGCGCUCCGUGUCGGAUCCUCUCAGCCGGCAAAGGCUGCAGACCGCCGAACCUGCUGACACGGAGCAAGAUGCCAUUGAUGCAGAAGAAGUGGAAGCGUCUCUUGCCGCGCUGAGUCUCAACAACGACGCCAAUCAUGCUCCGUCUAGCGCGCUUCGUGCAUCCAAGUCGGCGCACCUGGGUCCCGCUCGCAGACCGGAAGCAUUUUCGCGGCAGUCGACUCGACAAGGCUUGAGCCAGCAGCGCAGCUUUUCGCUCGCCAGUGCCGAACUGUCCCAGCGUCAAGCCGGUCAAGGCGCGCUCUCCUCCCCUUCUGGUCCUCCUAAACCCCACUACUCACCUGUCAAGCGGUUGGGCACGGACAAAACCAAGAACCUCUCGCUCUCGCCCAUCACGAGCCGGGUCACGCCGUCCGCAUCAUACAGCAGUGCAGUUGGAUCUGACUCAGCGCAGGUGCACGCACACGCUGCUGGGCGCGGGCGCCGCAAGCAUCUCGGUGGCAAGAUCGAGGCGUGGUGGAGCGCCGUCAAGUCGGGCUUCACCGUUCCAGCGGGUGAGGGUUGGUCCAAACCCAUGACCACCGCUUCUCCGCGCGCCAACGAUUCUGCUUCCCGCACCGGCUCGGUAGCUGCCCUCUCCCAGUCUCUGUAUCAGAGUCCUUCGGCUGCAUCCGCCCGUCAGCCUGGCUUCAACCACACUCGCCGCGAUGGUCCGCGUGCGGCACCAUUGUCUUCGUCGUCGAUGACGAAUCCCGCCAUUGCGAUGCCAUCACCCACGCUGGUCACACAGGUGCAGAGCGGUUUUGGCCGUCAUGUGCGCUCGCAGACAGCCAACACCGCGAUGAGUGGGUCUGACUCGGUCCGAACGCUGCGCCCGAGCACAUCGGCGCAGAAUCUGGGCAAGGACAAGGAAGCUGGCAGGCGAGAGCAGCAGGACGAGAUGGAAGGCUCCGGCGACCACAGCGACCGUAGAUCCGUCUCACCGGGUGCCGACGCCAGCUUUGUGACGGUGCAAGAGGAACCCUCAGGCUUGGAGCAGCCCAAGUCUGCCUCCUCUCAACUGAGCCAAGAGACGCAUCUGACUGCCAGCAGUGGCAGCAAAGACGGCGGCCGACGACGUCACCAGCCCAAGCUAUCGCUCCAGCUCGAGAAGGGUCUCUCUACCUUUGAUGCCGAGGAGUUUGACAAGAUUGGCAAAGGCAAGUCACCCUCGAAUUCGUCCAAGCUGAGCAGCCCAACCAAGCCGCCCGUCUCUGCACGAUCUCAGGACAGCACCGGCAGCGCAAAGGAAGUCAGCAGGUCGCUCGAAGCCCAACCUGCACCGCAGCACGCCGUCACGCCACGCACAUCGUCGUUGCAGCUGUCGAAAGCGUGGGAUCCAAGUCCGAGUGUUUCGCACAAGCUUUCGCAGGACGAGGUAGGGGAUCGCGACGCCAACCUCGGAUCGGACAACGAGGGCCGUGCUGCCGCUAGAGCCCGAGCUGCAUCCAAAGCUAUAACCAUCAACUCGAUUCGUCAACACAUUCGCCAUCGCCUUCUCGCUUCCAAGGAGAGCUGUGAUCGAGAGCUGCGUCGCAUCGUGGGUGCCAUCAACAAUUACGUCGAGCUCGAGCUCGAGCGACAGGAAGAUGAAGGCCGACACAGCGUCAUGGAUGACGAUCGCGAUGUAGAAGAUCUGGAAGAAGUCUUCGUCAAUGAUGCAGAUGAUGCUGAAGCCGGCGUGUCGGCUUCGUUGGGAGUCGAGGAGGGUGAAGAGGCGGCAAGGACGACAGCGUCGGUGUCAAGAUCUGUCUCCAUGUCACGUGGUACGAGCGACUCCUCGUCGUUCUCUGCGGGUGCUGCUGCUGCCGCUGCUGCCAUCACUGGCACUGCAGCCAGCGCCACGCAUCACAAAGAAGUCGACGGCAACGCCAUCGCAGUCGAUCCGGACACUGAGUCGCACUCGCGCUCUCCGUCAGGCUCGCUUUUCACCUCACCGACCCUCGGUGGACUGCGAGAAGCAGCAGCAGUGCGGUCUGCGCGCGAAUACAAGCUGCCCGCUCCGCCGCCCGUCAACCUUGCAGCUGCCACGGCAACCUCCCCGCGCACUGUCAGCACCGCUUCGGCGAAUCCAGCCAAGCCGUCCAACCUCAAUCCGCUCAGCCGCGCUCAAUCGAUCAGCCGCUCGGCAGGUCGUUCGUUGUCCAACUCGCGUUCCACCUCGCGCGCGCACUCGCCCAUGCCCAGUGCGAUGUUGGCCUCGGCCGUCUCAGCUUCGUCUGGAUCGCCCCGCCUGUCUCCCUCGCGCAGAACACGUGCGCUGCCAAACGAGGAGCCCGGUCCUCAGCCGUGGGUGCAGCCGUUAGAAGAGCUGGUGGCUGUGGCGAUGGAGGUGCUCGAUGUCUCCAUCAACUCGCUCAUCGCACGCCCUGGUUCGUGCUCUCAGCUCAUCGCUCGCGUCCAGAGCAUCGGUCGCUUCUGGGACGAGCACCCAGAGUGGGCAGGCCGUGGCUGGUUCAUUCAGAUUCUGCUUGCUGUAGCUGGGCUUAGCCGUGUCGUCGAAUGGUGGGAGGCUGAGAAAGGCUUCUGGAACUUCAACGACGAUGACGAGCAGGAUGCUGAGCCGAUCCGCUUCAUUCUCGGCGGCCACGGUGGCGGCGACGUGUCAGCUGAGACGGCCGAACAAGAUCCUGGUAAGUCACCAGCCUUCUGGCUGCCUUCGACGGCGAGCAGUCCCACUCGAGCUCGUGCCUUCUCUGUGGCACCCAUCGACGUCACGACCAUCACUCGCGGCUCGACCAGCGGCACCAACUCGCCUGCUUCCGGUCUGAUGAGGCGAGAUAUGGAACCAGCUCAAGACGUCGUGCAAAGAAGCUCUUCGCCUACCAAGGACGCUACUGGGUCCGCCCCUCCCACCGACGCAGACUUCGAAGAUGCGGAUGCGGACGGCGACAUGACCAUUGUCGAUCGCGCUGGUCAGAUUCCGCAUCGCCAGUCUAGCACAGAGCGCGACAGGAGAUCGGACACAGUCGCCGUUUCGGAGGAGCAGAUGGAGGAGCAAGAUCAGGACUUGGCCGACCAGUUCGAUGCAGCAUCUGAAAGCAUCAAGCCAGCAUCGCAGCAAGUCUCGCAGAACUUCCGAUCAGCCGGCAUCAACGUGCUCAUGGAAUUGAGCAUGGAUGACCAGCGCCUUCUCUACCUGAGUCCUGCAUGGAAGACGGUGCUCGGCUCGGAUCCUGCCGAGCUGUACGACACCCCGAUCGAGGACUUGCUGGCCCCUGGCGACGGUGACGUGUUUGCUGAAGCCUCUCGGCAGCUUGCCGCCAACCAGUCGCAUACGGUGGAAGCCGUCUUCCGUCUUCGAGUGGAAAAGUCGCUCGCCAGCUCGUCUUCCUCCUCGGCCUCGUCAUCCGACAGCAGCGAUGCGGUUUACUUUCAAGAAAUGGAAGGCAAAGGCAUGCUCAUGAUCGACCGACAGACCGGGAACUCGUCGCACUCGAUGUGGGUCUUCAAAGCCACCGGACCGCCUGAACGCGAAGACCAGCUGCCUGACGUCGGUGUCGCCAAAGGCGCACGUGCAAUCGGAGCCGUGCUGGACGAGCCCACUGCUGCGUUGGCCCAGGUCGCUUCCAUCUCGGUCGAGCCAGUGCUUUGCCGCAUCUGCGAGCGAGACAUUCCCGCCUGGUUUUUCGAGAAGCACAGCGAGAUCUGCAACGAGACGCACCGACUCGAUAUGGAGAUCGGCGAAUGCAACGAGGGUCUCCGCGAGCUGCGUAGGGCCAUCCAGGAUUUGCACAACCGUCUCGAGAGCUUCACGGGUAACAACGCUGAGCAGCCGUUGGAGUACCGCGGUGUGGCGAUCACUACGCCUCCUGCAUCGAACCAGCCACCCUCAGCGCUCGAGGGCCUCAACCGCUCCAUCUCGCAGCGCCAACCCGCUCCCGCCUUCGUGCGCAAGCAGCACCUGCGCGCUCUCGAUGCAGCCGUCGAGGUGCUGCAGACGGCUUGUGACAUCUCGACACCGGCGAUCAAGGACGAGUUUGCCAAUGAGCCCAUCGAGAAGCAACGCCUCCUCUCUCCCACCUCGGAGAACAAGGUGGUCACCGUCCAGCAGUGGCGACGCCCGGCACUCGAAGACACGGCCUUGGAUCUGCUGAUGGUGGAUGUCGAAACCGCUAUGCGAAGCAAGCUCAGCGCCGUCAACCGCAUGCUCAACACCAUCGUCUACGUCGAGACGGUGCGACAAGAAUGGGAGGAGCGAGUUGAGGCUGCGCUCGCAGCACUGUCGGAAGCGGACGAAGGUUCUGGCAGCUCGCGUGGAUCGUCGGCGUCGGCCUCUGAUUCUGGUUCUGACGACCGUGUAGACGAGGCCGGCGACACGGGCACGGGACUAGGUCUCGAAGUUCCGCAGGCGCAGCUAGGUGCUACGGACCAAGGCGACUCGCAAUUAGCAAGUAUCGGGCCGUCGAUGGCCACCGCCGUUGCGAUGCAGCGAAGUUCCAGCUCCUCAAGAGGCUUAUCUGCGGAAGGAUUCGGCGCGUCUUCCUCUCUGGGUCUGUCGUCGCAUCUCGCUCCUCACACGCCAGACUCGCUCGUUCGGGAAAAAAGCUCACACAGCCGCCUGGCUUCCCUUGCCGACAACGAGGCCGAGGCAGAGGAGGAAGACGACGAUGACGACGUCGAGGACGGGUUGCUCUCGGGAUCGAUGCUCAUGGAACAAGAUGACCGAGACCUGCCAGCUCCUCCUUCUGCCCCCUUCUCGGCGGCAGGCGGCGCAACACCAGAUGAGGACGACAUUCCAGCAGUCGACGACAAGAUGGGAGGCUCGUCGCAUCUCGCACCCAUCCCGAUUCCUCGUGGCGCCGCAAGCCUGGCACCGCCUCCGUCGAGCGACUUGCUCGCGCCGCGAUCUGUAAGCGGCGCGAAUGCGACAGCGCUCUCGGUGCCGGCUGCUGGACCACCGCAGCGUCGUUCAUCCAGCCGUCCUCGGCGAUCCUCUCACCUGCCUCUCAUCUCGGACGGUCUAUCAGGCACACCGCCGCUCUCACCUCACCUCUACGGGGAAUCGCUGGGUGUGUCGCAUCGACACAAUCGCAAAUUCAGCGUCUCGCACAAGAGCCCGAUGGCCGGCUCGAUGCCACUCUCUCCAAGAAUCCCUCCUGCAGCUCCUUCGUCCCGGCCGACGGCAUCGUCGAUCAAGGACUUUGACAUUCUCAAGCCGAUCAGCAAAGGUGCGUUCGGCAGCGUCUUCCUCGCCAAGAAGCGCACGACCGGCGACUACUACGCGAUCAAGGUGCUCAAAAAGUCAGACAUGAUCGCCAAGAAUCAGAUCACCAACGUCAAGGCCGAACGCAUGAUUCUCAUGACGCAGAACCAGUCUCCGUUUGUGGUCAAGCUCUUCUUUACGUUCCAGAGCGCAGAGUUCUUGUACCUGGUCAUGGAGUAUCUGCCUGGCGGGGAUUGCGCGUCGCUCUGCAAGGUGCUGGGAGGGUUGUCGGAGGAGUGGGCGCGGCAGUACAUUGCCGAAGUGGUGAUCGGACUGCAGCACUUGCACUCGAAAGGUGUGGUGCAUCGAGAUCUCAAGCCGGACAAUCUGCUUAUCGAUCAGAAGGGCCACCUCAAGCUCACCGACUUUGGUCUCUCCAAGAUUGGUCUCCUCGGACGUCAGACGCGUCAAGUCGCGACUUCUUCCUCAACCGCCGGUGCCUUCGCUGCCCAAGCUUCUAGGCUGGACUCCAACAGCGGAUCUUUGCCGAGCUCGGCCGCCUCGUUUGCAUCGGAAGCGCGCCACCAGACUGUCUCGACACCUGCGGGCACCACCGCCGGCGACACGGCCGCCUCCUUUUCGCCGAGGACGCCCGGUCUGGGCGGCAUGAUGCGCAACCAGUCGUUCUUUGCAGGUCCACAGCGAGGCCGCAUCGUCAGCUCCUCCACCGAUGCGAGCGACUCGGGUGAGUCUGACACUCAUCGCAGCGUUCCCAAGCCUCUGCCUUCUGCACGCAUCGAUAGCCCGGGCAACCUCUUUGGUCCUCAGUCUCUUCUCAGUGACAGCCUGGGUCCUUCCUCGGGCGAGGGAGCCUCGAGCAUCCCCAAGCGGUUGGUCGGCACACCAGACUAUCUGGCGCCAGAGAGCAUUCUCGGUAUCGGUAUGGACGACUUUGCCGUCGAUUGGUGGGCGCUCGGUGUAAUCCUCUACGAGUUUCUGUACGGCGUACCGCCUUUCCACGCCGAGACGCCAGAAAAGGUGUUUGACAACAUCCUGUCGCGCCGCAUCGAUUGGGAAGAGGACUCGGUCGAGGUAACGCCGGAGGCGCGCGAUCUGAUGGAGUCGCUCAUGUGCACGGAUCCCAAGCAGCGCCUCGGCUCGGGCGGACCGGAAGAGAUCAAGAGCCAUCCCUUCUUCAAAGGCGUAGACUGGGACAAUGUCACAGCCGAGCCUGGUCCGUUUGUGCCGCAGGUAACGGAUCCCGAGUCGACCGACUACUUCGACCUGCGCGGAGCCAGUCACCAGGACUUUGACGACGAGCCUGUUCAUAGCACGAGUGAGUUCGCUCGCGCCAUCGAGGGCAACAAAUUUGUGCAGACGGGUCUGCCACCUUCGAGGAUGCGUUCGCGUCUGGAAAGGGCGUUGGCGUCGCAGAGCUUGACGCAGAACGAGGACUUUGGCAAUUUCAGCUACAAGAACUUGCCCGUUCUCAAACAGGCUAAUGACGAGGUGAUCCGCAAGAUGAGGGAGGAGCAGAUGCCAGCGUUGGCCAAGGCGCUGGAGCAGUCGGCCAUCCACGCGCGUCAUCGCAGCUUCUCGGCAAAAGGUAGACCGGCACAGCGUGUUCACUCGCAGACGCUGGCUGGACCACCUUCGCCCGCUCAGAGUGCAUCGUCGCACGGAUCGACGCCGUCGCGGUCACCCGCGCCCACGUCGCCAGCAGCGCAGGCCAUCACCUCGGCACAUCGUCGACGCACGUCGGAAGCGCCAGCGUCGUUGGCAGGAGCAAUCUCUGCAACGACACCGGAUGGUAGUGUGGCUGGUGGCAACGCCGGUCGAUCGUUCCCUUCGCCUUCGGCUGCGAUGCCCAUUGGGAUCGUCGACCGACGCCGACAGCAGCUGGUGGAGGCUUCGAGUGGAGGGGAACGACGCAAUUCGAUGCCGUCACGGCUGCGCACCAAGUCUGCGAGCCUUCUUGAUCGCCCCGCACUUCCGUCUCAUUGGCAGCAGCAGUCGCCAGUACAGGCGCAGACGCAGGUGCAGCAACAGCAGGAUAGCUCCAGAAAGCCGUCUCGCUCGACGGCGAAUGCUGCUACUGGCGGUACAGCGAGCGCAUCGGCUACCGCCUCGUCGUCGCCAACCAACGCAUUUGCGCCUCUAGCUCCUGUCUCGGCCGGAGGCACCAGCAGUUCAGACGAGAUUGCCUGUCUGAUCGCCGAGGACAAUCCGAUCGCACUGCGAAUGCUCGAGACGAUGCUGGUCAAGCUCGGAUGUCGAUGCACGGUGGUGCGCGACGGUGCUGAGGCAGUGCGACUUGCGAUGGGCGAUCACAAGUUUGCGGUCAUGUUCAUCGACGUGACGUUGCCGAUCGUAGGAGGACAGGAUGUGACACGGAUGGUCAAGUCGACGCGAAACGUCAAUUCCUCGACACCGAUCGUUGCCCUGGCUUCGUUUGACCGUGGCGAACCGAUCGAUGCUGCUGGCUCGCUGUUUGAUGCGGUCUUGGCCAAGCCGCUGGAGAAGAUGGACGUGUGCGCGACGCUGUCGCAGCUGGGGUUCACACCGACACAGGUGAGCAGCGCCAACGCAGAGUCAUCUGCGGCCAACGCCACACAGCAACAGCAGCCGAUGAUGGAAGGCACAGCCUUGUCCUUGUCGUCGGGGUCAGCGUCUGGGACGACGAGUGUGCUGCCCGAGUCGCGUCCGCUGUCGAGAAAGUCGACGUCGGCACGCAAGACACCGUCGCAGCAGCCGAUGGGAGGUGCGGGGGGCAGCAUUGCUCGAGCCAGCACUCCGCCGCUGGUUAGCACGGGCUCGCCUCACCACACGCCAUACUCGUCUUCGCCGUUGGGCAGUUCGGUGCUCACGUCACGUCACUUUGAAGCGCCUCAGCAGCAGCAGCAGCAGCAGCAGCAGUCCAAGACUAUGAUGGCGCAUUUGACAGGAGCGCAUCCACUCACGCAUUCACAGCAGAUGGGGAUGGAUCAAGAGGAGGAUCGUGAUCGCAAGCAGAGGGAUCAGGAGACGGCAGAGACGCUGAGCAAGGUUGCUGAGAGGCUGUCGCUGUCGUAG
Sporisorium graminicola is the source of this 12570-nucleotide messenger RNA. RefSeq lists its product as uncharacterized. Lineage: Eukaryota; Fungi; Basidiomycota; Ustilaginomycetes; Ustilaginales; Ustilaginaceae. Gene Ontology annotation, molecular function: ATP binding; protein serine/threonine kinase activity. Gene Ontology annotation, cellular component: cytoplasm; nucleus. Gene Ontology annotation, biological process: peptidyl-serine phosphorylation; phosphorelay signal transduction system. The record is from RefSeq and is a predicted model, not a curated record. The transcript is spliced from 2 exons. Bases 1 to 12570 code for a protein of 4189 amino acids.